AGUCGCUUGUAAAUUUUUCGCGGCUUCACCGCUUCAAGUUCGCGGUCACCGGUAACGCUGUACUCCCAUAGCAUAUGCUCCCGCCAUUUUGAUUUCCUAACCCAAGUGACUGAACGCUUGUAUUUUAAUUUAAUUCAAUACAGCUAAAAGUGUUGACUAACAAAUGGAAUAAGUUUUUUUUGAGUAUAUUGAGUGAAAUUAUUUUACUCUUAGUAUAUUGUGUCAUCCUAAAUAGUAAGUUAUAAUGGAUGGCCCUAAUCGUGGAUUUCGCGGUGGAGGACGCGGUGGUCCACCGGGUCUUCGAGGCCGUGGAGGCUUUGACAUGCGUGGAAGGGGUGGUGGACCAGGAAUGCGAGGUCGCGGCGGUCCUAUGAGAGGUGGUGGUCCGCCACGUGGUGGACCGCGCGGAUUUCGAGGAGGACCUAUGCGUGGCGGCGAUAGAGGAGGCCGGUUUCCACCUGGUCCCCAAGGUCCAGGACCUCAUCCAGUACCAACAAUUGAAUCACGAGGUCCACCUCAAAGGGGAGGAUUUAAUAACAACCGAGGUGGUCCAGGAGGCAUGAGAGGUAGAGGUGGCAGGGGCAGAGGAGACUUUGGACCUCGCAAUGACAGAGGUGGACGAGGAAUGCCCAUGAGAGGGCGUGGAGGAAGAGGCGGCCACGGUCCACCACCAAGUGGGCUCCCUGGCGGUCCAGGUCCUGGACCUCAUGGACCGGCACUAUCUUCCGGGCCAAAUAUUCCACCACGAGCCGUUCCAGCUCCGCAUCCCGUAGGUGCACCUCAAGGUGGACCACCGUUUAAACGCGGCGGUGGACCUCUUCACGGUGGGCCUGGUGGUCCGCCAAAACGUGGAAGAUUUGAAGGACCACGAGGGUCCAACGGUGGUCGACCUCCACCAACUGGUGGCUAUCAGCAAGCAGCACCGUCACACAACACUCAAUCCUCCAAUGGCUACGGACCACCAUCGCAUACCGGGUAUCAGCCGUAUGAGCAGCCAGCGGUAGACCAAUAUGCCCCACAAUCAUAUAAUACUUCAAGUUCAUAUCAAAGCAACUAUUCUUCACAAGCACCAACUCAACCUAACUCAGGCUACAAUUCAAGUGGGUAUGGUUCUAAUUAUGGAUAUUCAACUGGUGGCCAAGGAUAUGAAAAUGAUGGGUAUGGCAAUAACCCUGGUGGCGGAGGCGAUGCAGGCUAUGGGCCAGCUGAGCCUGUAUAUGGAGGUCCUGCACCAGCAUAUGAUUCAUACUCCCAGCCCUCUUACAACACCUACCAACAAGCGCAACCACAAUAUAAUAACAACUAUGGCAGUUGGUGAUCUGUUUGACUAAGAAAAGUUUGAACAUCUAUAUGCAACUCUAAAUAUUAGUAGCUGGAUCGAUUAAUUGAAGAUUAUUUUGAAUUUGGAUCAAUUAUGGUUUAAUUUAUUUUGUCAUAAAUUAGGAGAAACUAAAAAGUUUUAAUGUUGAUAUAUUUAAAUAUUGACUCAAUAUAAUAUGAUAUGGCCAUUGUUACAAAUGACUUAAGUCAAAUUUUAUAAUGAACAUAUGAAUUACUGACUCUUUUUGGAAAAUACUGUUUUUAAGUCACAAUAUAAUUAAUGAGAUUAUUAAUAAUACAUUAUGUAUUAAAGCAAUUCAAAUUUGUAACCAAUGGUAUCAGUAGGUACCAUGUGUAGAAAUUAAGAAAAU
This is a messenger RNA of Vanessa atalanta (red admiral), 1691 nucleotides long. Its product is annotated as RNA-binding protein EWS-like. NCBI's taxonomy places the organism in Eukaryota, Metazoa, Arthropoda, Insecta, Lepidoptera, Nymphalidae. Bases 245 to 1318 code for a protein of 357 amino acids. The transcript has 9 exons. The record is from RefSeq and is a predicted model, not a curated record.